AUGGUUUAUGAGGCUGAGUCGCAAUGUGUUUUCUGCUCUUUGCCAAUACUCGACCUUCCCGGCAGGGUCGAGAUCUCUUGGCUGUGGAGUAGACUAACAAGACCAGAGCUGUGGAGCUACACUCAAACAUCCAAAUUGACCUUUGAUGGUGUAUCGUGCUCCAGUCACUUGCCUUUGUCCCGUUGGAGAACGCGCGUAAAACAAGGAGAUACGAUAGUUAUGCGUGCGCACAUGAGGUACAUGUCGUACAUCCCGCCCUGCAACGGACUCCGUAUCUAG
Pochonia chlamydosporia 170 is the source of this 279-nucleotide messenger RNA. RefSeq lists its product as hypothetical. The coding region runs from base 1 to 279 and encodes 92 amino acids. NCBI's taxonomy places the organism in Eukaryota, Fungi, Ascomycota, Sordariomycetes, Hypocreales, Clavicipitaceae. The transcript has a single exon. The record is from RefSeq and is a predicted model, not a curated record.